Dreissena polymorpha is the source of this 1950-nucleotide messenger RNA. RefSeq lists its product as uncharacterized. The record is from RefSeq and is a predicted model, not a curated record. The transcript is spliced from 6 exons. NCBI's taxonomy places the organism in Eukaryota, Metazoa, Mollusca, Bivalvia, Myida, Dreissenidae. The coding region runs from base 89 to 892 and encodes 267 amino acids.
UGGACAAUAUUACAAACAACCAGACACAUUUCAGUAAGUAGUGGGUAUCGAAUCCAAGCCUAGAACAUCAAACGUUCAAAAACAAGACAUGCCUAAACGACCAUUUGAAGAGGUUGGGAAUUCAAGACAUAAAACUGAACUAACAGCAAAGCGGCCAAAGAAUGACGAAACCUUACAUUACACAAAUGAACGUAAACAAGAUGUGGCGGCCGAACAACCACACCAACGUCAGGAACAACUUCAGCUUCAACGAACGAUCGAAGCCAGUAAGCAGAUGCUGUACGAUGUUUUCGAAAAUGUGAUAUCUUUCAUUGAAGAAUUCGAAGCGAAAACAGACAAGGGUACACGAUUGCCAAGGUCAAACUUUAUAAUACCCGAGAGGCCUGCAAAAACACUUGAAGAUGUGGAAACCAUCGUUCAAGCACAAUUGUUCGUCUUUGAAAUGCACAGCAAGAGUUGUCCAACAGAGGUUCGAGAGAAGGCUAAAACAGACUUAGUAAAGAAAACACUUUUCUGGGCUGCCGUGAGGGAGGAAAAUAAUAUACCGCAUGGAAAAACAGAUGAAUUUGUAUGUCAGCUCUAUGAAAUUCUUGUGCACGGAUCUACUAAUCAUGAUAUAUUGGCUCAAGUGAGUCAGGUGGUGUCACGCAAAACGAUCAAGGAGACGCUUCCGCUCAUUAUGAAUGGCAAAUAUAAAUCAGAGUUAUUAGAUGAAACCUUUAGAAAAGAUCCCCAGAAGAUGGCAUCAUGUCCAGAUACAAGAACUUCUGACGCAGACUUUGCUUUUAAGCUAGGUGCUCACCGCAUUAGAGAAAUACGUGCACACCUCGCAAAUCAAUUGGAAGCAGACGUCAACAUGAUUGAAAAAGAGGGCAUUGAAAAUCUGAAGUGAAUUAUGUUUCACAGUUUGUUUUAGGUACUGUUGUAUCUUUGUAAUUUGAUUCGGUUGUUUUUAAUAUAUAUGCACAUGUUUGUUUUAAACUUCAACACUAUGCUAUUUUUAGGAAUCUUCGGAAAAAGUAUAAAGGUCAUAAUUGUUACGACAAUGCUUCGUGAGUAGCUGUAAAGACAUUAUUUUAAGACAUGCUGAUAAAAACCCAAAUUGCAUUUAUUAGUUACUCGGUUUUGAAGAAAUAUCAACAUUUGUUGAUACGCAAAUAUGUCUUUUUACUUUGUUUAAAACAGAAAACACACGCUGCACAGUGCCGUUGUUUUGUUCGUAUUCAGUUAACGUUGUGUGUGUUAUAAGACCACAAUGCUCGUACGUGAGAGUUGUAUUUACUUGGACGAUUUGGUAUCGGGCACUAAGCAUAUAUUGCUAAAUUGUGCAAAUAAAACUAUGGAGGGAAAUAGACGCCGUUCUUUUUUUUUCAGGAGAAAUAUCAAUGGUUAAAGUAUCAGGCGUUUAAAGACGAAAUCUUUAGAACGUAUGUUACCUAUUAUUUUCAAAAUGUGCAUUCAUGUUACUCAAAAAUGACUGAUAACCAUAUAUUUUGAGGUCGAUGGAUAAAGUGGUUUCUCCAAAUUUCUGGUUAGAUACAUACAAAUCGGACGAGAUUUAAUUUUGGCUGUUUAUAUGCUCGAAUCUGAUACAGAGAAAUAGAUCACCCUUUGAUUAUACGAUAAGUUUAUAAAUGAUAAGUUAUGUUGUAUAACGUAGAUAGUAAUAGUGACAUUAACAACAUUCAUUGGCUUAUCUUUUCAAACAAUGACCCUCAAAACUGAUUUUUGCUUGCAUGUUGCGCCUGCAAAAUGCGAGCCUUGCAUUCAGCUUCCGCAUGUGUGAGAUGUUUUGAAAUGUAAUUAAUCCUACAUAAACUGUUUCUUCUAAAUGACAUGAGGUUUGAUUUGUGUUGAUUGAGAUUGUUUUUCACUGAAACUAUAUGUGAAUGUAAAUAGCAUGCCCAACAUUGAAUAAACACACAUUAAAUGAUUUGGUAAAAAUGUGAA